AUGACCGCGCCCGUCAUCAUUGUCGGCGGGGGCCUGGCUGGGCUUGUCGCCGCCACAGAACUCGCCAAAAAACAAGUACAUGUCGUUAUUGUCGACCAAGAAAACGAAGCCAACCUGGGUGGACAGGCAUUCUGGUCGCUAGGUGGCAUAUUCUGCGUCAAUUCGUCCAACCAGCGCUUUCUCGGAAUCAAGGACAGUCGCGAGCUGGCAAUGCAAGACUGGUUCAACAGUGCAAGAUUCGACCGUGAAGACGACUUUUGGCCGAAGAAAUGGGCCGAGGCGUUUGUCAACUUUGCGACUGACCAUAUGGAAACAUAUGUGAAGAACGCCGGUAUCUCGUUUGCGAAUGUUGGAUGGGCCGAGCGAGGCGAUGGGAGUGCCACCGGCCAUGGGAAUUCAGUCCCGCGCUUUCAUCUUACCUGGGGAACAGGUCCCGCAGUUCUAGAAGCCUUUGAAAAGCCCGUGCGUGAGGCAGCCAAAAAGGGCAUUGUCGACUUCAAGUUUCGACACCGAGUCGACGAGCUGAUUGUCGACGAGAGCACUGGCGCUGCGAUCGGAGUCCGCGGUCAUAUCCUUGAGCCAUCUGAUACGGCACGAGGAGUCGCGAGUAGCCGUGAGACAAUCGACACUUUUGAAUUGUAUGGCAGCAAUAUCGUCAUCACCAGUGGCGGCAUCGGCGGCAAUGUUGACAUGGUGAAGAAGAACUGGCCGGUUGAUCGGCUUGGUCCGCAUGUGCCCAAGUCGUUUGUCGUUGGCGUCCCGGCACACGUUGAUGGAAGAAUGAUUGAUAUCGCACAAGAAGCCGGAGCGAACGUGAUCAACAGUGACCGCAUGUGGCACUAUACCGAAGGGUUACAUAAUUGGAACUCUAUUUGGCCUCAGCAUGGAAUCCGCGUUCUCCCCGGCCCAUCCUCCCUUUGGUUAGAUGCCACCGGUAGUCGACUACCAGCUUUUCUCUUCCCAGGCUGCGACACCCUUGCUACUCUGAAGCAUAUAUGCAGCACUGGGUACGAUUAUACCUGGUUUAUACUCGACCAAACCAUUAUUUCCCGAGAAUUCGGGCUCUCCGGCUCCGAGCAGAACCCAGAUGUGACCAACAAGAGCAUCCUGGGAAUGCUUUGGCGGAUUUUCGGAUCGUCGCCCACCGGCCCUGUCCAAGCAUUUAUGAAGCACGGGGAGGACUUUGUCGUCGAAUCUUCAUUGUCCGACUUGGUAGCCGGAAUGAACAGGCUCGCCAAGGAGAGAGACGGGCCUCAGCUGGAUGUUGAAGAUGUGCGACGAGAGAUCAACCUUCGAGACAUGCAAUUCGAAAACCAGUACAGCAAGGACGCACAGGUGAUGCUGAUCCAGAACGCACGAAACUACCCGACAGAAAAACGCGGCAGAGUUGCCAAACCGCACAAGAUCCUGGAUCCCAAGCAUGGCCCGUUGAUUGCAGUGCGCAUGAACCUGCUGACGCGAAAGUCGCUAGGCGGGCUUCAGACAGAUCUGGAUUCGAAUGUGCUGCGUCCGGACGGGACACCGUUCCCAAAUCUGUAUGCUGCUGGGGAAGUUGCUGGUUUUGGCGGAGGCGGCGUGCAUGGGUAUAGCUCUCUAGAGGGGACAUUCCUAGGAGGAUGCAUCUUUUCGGGGCGGGCAGCCGGGCUCAAGGUCGCUGAGCAAGUGGGUUAG
This is a messenger RNA of Talaromyces rugulosus, 1671 nucleotides long. RefSeq lists its product as uncharacterized. The record is from RefSeq and is a predicted model, not a curated record. NCBI's taxonomy places the organism in Eukaryota, Fungi, Ascomycota, Eurotiomycetes, Eurotiales, Trichocomaceae. Gene Ontology annotation, molecular function: oxidoreductase activity, acting on the CH-CH group of donors. The transcript has a single exon. Bases 1 to 1671 code for a protein of 556 amino acids.